GUUCCGGAGAGCGGGCCAGCCUCGUCGACGAGCGCGUAGAAAUUAUGUUGGCGUGGACACCGCGCGCCGAUCGGUAUCGUCCGCGCGUUAUCGCCCGAUCGUUUCCGCGGGGCGCGGAUCGAUCCGCGCGAGUGACUUCAGCCGGCGAUCGGCCGCGCGAUAUUUUGACACGUGGCGCAACGACGCGUGUGCAUGUGCGCGCGUGUUUACCAGCUUAAAUGUAUAGAGAUGUACGUGUAGGCGCGGACAUAGAGGAGGAACGCAGGGAAGGGAGAGAGCCGGAAGGUGGGCGGCGGAUAGGCUGAAAUACUUGGCUGACACGCGCCCGGCAGUCAGGCCGAGGCGCAUCUGUGCCUCUUGAACGGAUGAAUUAAUUAUUGGUGUCGGGUGAAACGGUGACUUGUGCCGCACCAUUGAGCCCCGAAAUAACGACGAUGGUGCGCAGUGCCGGCGAUUGUUCGUGACGAAACAAGCCUGGAUUUUUCUCUCGGUGAACGACGGAGGGAGGAGCAGCCAUGACUUCCGCCAGUGUCUCGGAAGAGGAUUUAACGUACGGGGAUGGCGGCCACAACUGGCGGAGCAUAAUUUUCUCACUACUAGUCAUCGGUUUCGUUAUCGCUGGCAUCGUCACGGCAAUUUAUCUCCUCGGGUACGUCGACGAGCUUCUGUACUGGAGUGGCAGGCGUCUUACGUUAGACGAGUGCCUUCGUGAUGACCUGACACCGCACAGGUUGCCACCGACCUGGAUAACCCACGAAAAGUUCGUCUACCAAGCCGACGAUGGUUCCCUCACCCUCCUGGACACCCGCAACAACGCUGUGACCCUUUUAGUCUCUAAUCACACGCUUAGACAACUGAACGUUCAGGGCUACGAAUGCAGCUCCGACCUACGUUAUGUAUUGUUCAAGCACAAUGUCAAGCCGGUCUUCCGGAACACCUUCACCGCACUUUACACCGUUUACGAUGUCACGAACGACCAUCAUACACCCCUUCGCCUACAAGGAUCGAUACUCAGGCAUCAGACGCGAUUGCAAUAUGCGACCUGGUUGGGCAACACGACCAGUAUCCUGUUGAUCUCCGAGAACGACAUUUUUCUUAGACUGGGGCCCACCUCGACGGAGGACACCCGCUUGACCGACACGGGCGUACCUGAAGUGAUCUACAACGGCGUGCCAGACUGGUUGUAUCAGGAGGAGGUGCUACCGAAACCGCAAGCGAUCUGGCCGAGUCCAGACGGCACGCAUAUCCUCUAUGCCACGUUCAAUGACACCAAAGUGAGCGCGUUGGAGUUCCCUUGGUUCAAUACGCCGGGUCAAGACGGAACCGGUCCGAAUCCCCGGGGUGCGUCCAAAUCUUUUCCACCUUCAAGAUCAGUCAGGUACCCGAGACCCGGUUGGCCCAAUCCGGAGGUCGAACUAUGGGUAAUGGAACUUGGGAACGUGAGCUCGACAAAUUACAACAGUAGCACCGGGAACGUCACGUGGCCCACUAAAAUGAGACUGAAACCGCCGCUGUUCUUGGACGGACAAGAUUACUAUCUGAUAUCGGCCGGCUGGGUUGGCGAAGACGCUUCGCAGAUCGCCGUCGUUUGGAUGACAAGGAUGCAAAAUCUAUCCAUGGUGUCGGCUUGCCGCGCUCCCACGUGGGAAUGUGAGGAGACCCACUCGGAACGGGCGCCCGAAGGACUGUGGCUGGAUGCCCAACCGCAUCCUCUCUUCGCUCCGGACGGCGACAGCUUCCUGCUGUUGGCCACGGUGCAGGAGGGUGACAAGGAACAUUUCACGCAUAUAAAACACGUCACACUCACGCAACAAAGAAUAGCGGUGCUUUCCCAUGGUCGUUACGAGGUGAGCGAGAUCUUGGCGUGGGACACCAAGGCGCAUCUCGUGUACUAUCUAGGCACCAGAGAGAAGAUACCUGGCCAGAGACAUCUCUACGUGGUACGCGACCCCGCCGCGGACGAUCCGCGUCACUUCGAGCCACUGUGCGUGACAUGUGACCUCGGAGACGUUCUUUGGAGCAGUAGGUUCUAUUACACGAAUUGCACACACUUCGGUGCUUCGGUCAGUCCGUCGGUGAACAACGACACGCAGGGUUACUACGUACUGUACUGCGAGGGUCCCGGCCUGCCACUUGCCGGCGUGCAUAUGAUGUCGACGCAUAAGAUGAUACGCGUGCUGUACGACACGAGGCUUCAACGCGCGGAAAAGUUGUCAGAGCUGGCACUGCCUACCAGGCGAAACUUCGAGGUGCCGCUACCUCAAGGCUGGCGGGCUCAAGUGCAACUGCUGUUGCCCCCCUCGUGGCGGGAGGAGCUCAGGGACGCGGCGUUUCCCGUGCUCGUCGAGGUGAACGGCCGUCCCGGCAGCGAGGCCGUCACGGACAAGUUCCGAAUAGAUUGGGGAACGUAUAUGUCGAGUCACAACGACGUGGUCUACGUGAGACUGGACGUACGCGGCGCCCGUGGUCAGGGAAAGAAGGAUCUCUUCAGGAAGAUAGGCGGCGUCGAGGUGCAGGAUCAGCUCACCGUGCUGCGACACCUUUUGAAGACGCACAAGUAUCUCGACGUCACCAGAGUCGGCGUAUGGGGAUGGGGUUACGGUGGAUACGUCACCGCUAUGGUCCUCGGUAGCCAGGAGAAUGUUUUCAAGUGCGGCGUCGCGGUGAAUCCAAUCGCCGACUGGACGUACUACAAUUCCGCGUUUACGGAACGAGUCCUCGGUGCCCCAAUUGAGAACUACAAGAGCUACGUGGAGGCUGAUCUCACGCAACGGGCGAGAUUGGUGCCCAGUCACAGCCUUUAUCUUCUUCAUGGCCUAGCCGACCUCACAGCGCCUUACACGCACGGCGUUGCCUUCGCCAAGGCUUUGUCCGAAGCGGGAGUCAUCUUUAGAUAUCAGAGUUACGCGAACGAAGAUCACGCCCUGACGGGUGUGCUCGAACACGCUUAUCGUUCCAUGGAGGACUUCCUCGCCGAGUGCCUCGCCCUGGAUGCCUCCUAGUGCCUCAAGCCGAAGAAUCCUUUGUUGUCUCUAGUGCGUCUAUUUCCGAUACACCCAGAACGGACGUUAAUACGGAGACUCGUCCUCGAGGUCGCGGCAAUUACACUCGUAAACGGGAUGAGGUCCUCGUUUAGAGCCUGAAUCGCGAUAUAAGUCAGGCCGCUAGUUGGGAAAAGAGCGAGAACAAUCGUUUAUCCGAGAAGACGACGAAAAGGGGAAACGCCGUUUGACGCGCGUACGUACGAGUUUAUGCGGCAAAGAGACGAAGAUUGAUAGAAAGAACUGAAAAACCGUGAGAGUAAAGUGGCAUUUGUAGCAAUAUCGUUAUGAUGUAUAUCAUUUGCCUAAAGAUUCCUUUACGAGGAAACCACUCACUUUUCUCUCUGGAAGCGCAUCUAGCGAUACGUGUGUCGCCGGGCCGCGAGAGAAUCCAGAAAUCACGAAGGAUAACCGACCGAAACGAGGAGCGACGGAUCGCCUUGACAGAAUUUUUGUACAUCAUCGAACGGCGCCGCUCGCGUUUCCCGCGCAAAUUUAAUACGUUGACGAUUGCACGUCGUGAAUUUUCACCGGACAACGCGGAGCGGCUUGUUCGACGCACGCGUUGCGAAAGUACCGAAGGCACAGACGCGCGUACAUGCCAUGAAAUCGAUAUCGGACGAGUUUCGAGAAAAACGGACGAUGAAGACGAGGCGCAUGUUCGAGGGCGCAGACCGAAUUACUGUACACGCGGAGCUUAUCGACGGCUUUUGCAAAUCCGCGUCGUUCGCGUAGCGCCAUCGGGACAACAUUGUGAAACCGACGCCGAGUGUUUGCGAGCUCGUCAUUAACGUCUUGCUGUGUUCCAAGUCCCAAAGGCGCUCACGUAGGAAAGGCCUGAGAUUUCGUAGCGAGCGACUAAAGGCGAGAUUAAUACGGAUUAUAUAACGUACUUCAACGUACAGAGCUUAUUGGGAGUCUGCAAACUUGCACUUUUUAUUGUUUCCCACUUUCCAGACGGAAUUUAUCGAAUCACAGCCCUCGAAUAACUCGAAUGUACGCCUCGAUACGAGGGACCGGCUCUGCGGGCUGCGAGCGACGCUUUUACGGCGGCACUGAGAAUCCCAGAGGGACCCUAAGGUCUCUCGAAUCGAGUUACGUAUGUCCAAAGGAAAGAGUUUGCAAGCUUCCGUCUCACACGUUCUCCUUUUUUUUUCUAGCUACGUCACUGGUGCCUCCCCGAUUUUAAACGGAGAAAAAGUAUCUACGCCUAUGCGGUGACGUUCGUCCACAGGCAUCGACGUAUUAUAUAUUUACCAUUAUAUAUAGAAUCCGGACGGCUACUGUGAGUUUUGUGUUGUACAGCUUGGCGCCUAGUUCUAUGUAUC
Molecule: messenger RNA, 4369 nt
Organism: Vollenhovia emeryi
Lineage: Eukaryota; Metazoa; Arthropoda; Insecta; Hymenoptera; Formicidae
Product: inactive dipeptidyl peptidase 10
Exons: 12
Coding region: 516-3002 (828 amino acids)
Biological process (GO): proteolysis
Molecular function (GO): dipeptidyl-peptidase activity; serine-type peptidase activity
Source: RefSeq, a predicted model, not a curated record